Molecule: messenger RNA, 1401 nt
Organism: Dromiciops gliroides (monito del monte)
Lineage: Eukaryota; Metazoa; Chordata; Mammalia; Microbiotheria; Microbiotheriidae
Gene: IGFLR1
Product: IGF like family receptor 1
Exons: 6
Coding region: 186-1166 (326 amino acids)
Source: RefSeq, a predicted model, not a curated record
GUUCAACCCCCUCAUUUUACAGAGACAGAAACUGAGGCCCGGAGAAGUCAGCAAGCUUCCAGCCCAGGCCACCCCUCACCCCCACCCCAAAUGUGGGUGACGCAGUCUGCCCGGAAAGGGAAGUUAAGGGAGGGACUGGGGCUCUCUACAAGGCAGCAGGACCAGCUUCAGGCUCCGCCCUCCGCAUGUGGCCCCACCUCCUGCUGUGGGGGGCCACGCUCCCGCUGUGGGCCUUGGGGAACAUCAAAAUCUCCAGGUACUGUGACUAUCUGGAGUACUGGGACCUGCACCGCGGAUGCUGCCGCCGCUGCCUGGAGCGCUUUGGACCACCCAAUUGCCCAAAUUUCGAGUUCAGCCGGCAUUGUGGGCUCAGCGACCAUGGAGACCAGCUGGACUUCCCAUAUUCUCUGUGCUCGCCAGGCCUAUGUAACAGGGACUGGGCUGAGCGAUGCAGCCCUUGCCCGCACCAUCCUCUCUCCCCAUCUUGGACCCCAGCUCAGCCCCUAGCAGUCCGAGCCAAACGCUACCGAUCUCUCUGUCCUCAGGAACCCAUACCCCCCAGGAAUUGGUGUCCACGGGAAAAUGUAACAAGGCCCAUGGAAUCCUUAUCUCCAGCAAGCUCCAGAGGUCCUGAAUCAACCACUGGGAAAGGCUCCCAGGAGCCCCAGGGAUCUCCCAAGUGGAUCGCAGUCUGGUACGUGGUGGGCAUCACCGCCCUUCUGGCGGGAGGCCUGCUUGUUUCAGCUACCUUGUCGAUGUUCUUGGGGAAGUCUGAAAGCAAGGAGAAGGCUGCAGAGGCCGGGGAAACCUGCAAGUUCUUUCCCUUAACUGAGGGGUCUGUGCCCCCCACUCUGGCACACCAGCCCCUCUCACGACUUCUGGACGAGCUGGAGGUGUUGGAAGAGCUGGUUGUCCUGCUGGACCCUGAACCUGGGCCCUGUGGGGGCUCUGCCUGGGGAACCACUCGCCACUUAGCUGCCCGCUAUGGCCUCCCGGCCUCCUGGGCCACCUUUGCCUACUCCCUGCGGCCAGCACGCUCCCCACUUCGUGCCCUGCUGGAGACAGUGACGGCUCGGGAUCCCACUGCCCAGCUGGGACAGUUGGCUGACCAUCUGGGCCAACUGGGGCGUGGCGAUGCCCUGGGUGUGCUGACUAAGCUCAAGUGAGGCUGCCAGCCCCCCAGCCCCCCAGUCUGCACACCCCUCAGCCCUGCCUCCAGUUAUAAUGAAGAAUAAAGCAUGCUGCCUCUGCAUGUGUGGCUCUGAGUUCUAACUGGGGGGAUGUGGUCAUUUGAACCACGGGGCUGUUUGCUGAACGAAGGGAAGCCCCGAGUGGGCAGGGGAAUUUCUCAGAGUCCUCUGGCACCUAGAAGUGCCUGGCUCUGAGCAGUCCCAGGGGCCU